Sphaerulina musiva SO2202 is the source of this 1329-nucleotide messenger RNA. RefSeq lists its product as uncharacterized. Gene Ontology annotation, biological process: snoRNA localization; maturation of LSU-rRNA from tricistronic rRNA transcript (SSU-rRNA, 5.8S rRNA, LSU-rRNA); box C/D snoRNP assembly. NCBI's taxonomy places the organism in Eukaryota, Fungi, Ascomycota, Dothideomycetes, Mycosphaerellales, Mycosphaerellaceae. The transcript is spliced from 3 exons. Gene Ontology annotation, cellular component: pre-snoRNP complex; nucleus. The record is from RefSeq and is a predicted model, not a curated record. Bases 67 to 1287 code for a protein of 406 amino acids.
GAAAAAAGGGUCCAGUAAAAGCCCACCACUGAACAGAGCAACAUCUUGACAGCCACCGGUAGUCUAAUGACGAUGCCCGACGCGGCGCUCCUGACGGACUUGUGCAGCAUUUGUUAUGAGAAUACACCCAAGUAUCGCUGUCCGAGAUGCCAGACCAAGACAUGCUCUCUCCCGUGUACGCAAAAGCACAAGCAACGUGCCGCCUGCAACGGCGUUCGGGACCCAGCCGAAUACCUGAAGAGAUCGCAAUGGGCAACGCCUGCUGGUAUAGAUCGAGACUACAACUACCUCAAGGGCGUGGAGCGAAGUAUUGAUGUGGCGAAUCGAGAGCGCGAAGAGCGCGGCGUGGAUGUUGUCGGCAGAGCUGCCACCAAGUCACUAGCACAGGCACGACAUCCUGACAGCGCUUUGCGCAAGUAUUAUGUCGAGAAUCGCAUUGAUAUCCGUCAAGCUCCAAAUGGCAUGUCCCGGCAAAAGGCCAAUCAGACACGAUACACCAAGCGACACCUGAUCUUGUGGACGGUGGAAUGGAUCGAUUCCGAUGGGAACAAGGACAUAUCCGAUAGCUGCCGGCACAACAGUACGAUCGUCGAUCUCUAUGCGCUCAAACAAAUAGAGCAGUCCAACGCCAUGAAACGCAAGCCAGGCGAAACGCCUCGUGAUGCCUCGAAGCGCAGACGAAAGGCCAAACAGGCAGCAUCCAAGGAGGCAUCAACAGCAGAGGAACCAGAGGCCGUCCCAGACGCCAUCGAAACGACUACAGGUUCCGAAAUCUUACCGGCUGGUGACUCUCCUCAUCAGGAUGCCGAUGAACAUCAAGUUCCGACAGAAAGUAAAAGCGACACAAGCUCCACCCAGCCGAGCCUGCAAGGACCAGCCACGAUCGCAGAAUCGCGCGAAAACGAAGAAACCGUUGAUCCUUGUCUACAUUUCUAUCUGCUGAAACCAGGAACAACCUCGAAAGAGAAAGUCCUGAUUUCUCUCAAUAGACAGGCUACUCUCACAAGUUGUCUUCGGGACCGAACCGUGCUAGAAUUUCCGACCAUUUACGUGUUGCCGCAUGAGCCCACGUCGCUCCCACCAGAAUACAUGCUGGAGAGCACAUAUUUGCAGCUCCAGAAAAGUGAAAAACAGGAGUUGAGGGAAGCUGUAGCGAGCGCUGAAGAAAAGGGUGCUUUCCAGCGUGUGAGAAGCGCUCAAGCACAAGCUUCUUCUGCCAGACCAAGUGUGCCUUUGGAUGCGAAUAGCAUUCUCAAUGUGUUGAAGCGAGAUAUGACUAGACAAUAGACUGAGAAAGAAAUAUGGAUUUGUUCCGUAGAUGAAUAGCAG